Messenger RNA from Capsaspora owczarzaki ATCC 30864, 1416 nucleotides. RefSeq lists its product as hypothetical. Gene Ontology annotation, cellular component: ribosome. The record is from RefSeq and is a predicted model, not a curated record. Lineage: Eukaryota; Filasterea; Ministeriida; Capsasporidae. The transcript has 2 exons. Gene Ontology annotation, molecular function: structural constituent of ribosome; rRNA binding. Bases 77 to 1339 code for a protein of 420 amino acids. Gene Ontology annotation, biological process: translation.
AUCUCGUCAACCAUUGCCAGUUUGAGUGCUUCAAUUCAGUCUUUUGUUCAUUUUUUGGUUUUGUUCCAUCUCAGCCAUGCCGACCUACGAAGCCAUGUUCAUGAUGCGCCAGUGCAAGAAGCACGACAUCAUGAGCUUGUGCGCUCAGUUGUUCGCCACUGUGCACAAGGAUGGCGGCUCGGUGCUGAGCUUCAAACACUUUGGCUUGGAGCUGUUGCCGUAUCGCAUGCGUGGGCUUGGAUCGAGCCACUUGACUGCCCGUCGCUUUACGAUCAACAUGCACGUUUCCACGCUGGCCGUGCCAGUGCUCGAGUCGUGGCUCAAGGCACAUCAAUCGGUUGCACGCUAUCAGCUCUUCCGCACGCCCGACUUGUGGAAGCAGCAGAAGCGCCGUGCGUGCGCGCGUGUCGCCUCGGGAGAUCCCAUCAAGGAUCUGACCCCAGUGUCGACGCUCCCCGUCCCGUUGGUGCGCACCGCUGGCGGCGGCGGCCGCCUCAAUCUAGUGCGCUCUAUGGUGCCGGCUGCGCGCUUGUCUGGCGAGAAGCAAGAGUUUUUCUAUCCGCCCGACCGAGCCACCGUCGAGGCCACCGCGCAGCAAGUGUUUAGCUCCACCGGCUCAAUGAUUGUAGAAGACUUUGUCAAGAGUCUCGGCUUUGAUCGUGCGGCCUUCUCUGAGGAGCUUGCUCGCGCCGUCAACGAAGCAGACCCCUCCGAAAGCCCCGUCUCGUCCACGGACGCGCUGCAGCAACUACGGGCACACGUUCUGACCGUGAACGAGCUCGUUUCCCGCCAGUCCAACUCGGCCGGCGUCCAUCUCAACGUGCCCCGAAACAUCCUGCCGCCACGCCAGGCUGCCAUGGAUUUGUUCGCCGACAACAACGAUAUCCAAGCAGUCGGCACCGAUGCCCCGCAGCCAGUCUCCACCAGUUCUGGCAUGACCCCGCUGGUCUUCCUCGUGCAGAACGCAGCCUCCAUGACAGUGCCCGAGCUUCGGCGGUUUUUGCGCGCACGCUUUGAGGAAGCGUUCAAGCUGCAAACCUCGGCCCAGCUUGCAAAAGUUGACACGGCCGUUCCUUCUGGCAGCGAUGCGUCUGUCGAUCUGGAUGCGCUGCUGCUCAGUCUCACUCCCAGCUCCGACACUCCCUCGUCCUCCACUGCAGACGACGCCGAGCCAGUUGCAACUUCAGCUUCACAGAGCAAAUGGAUUGAUGCCGCCUGGACCAAGGUCCGGAACGAUAUUGCCGACCUCGAGUCCGAGUUUGAGAGCUCUGCUUCUUACGAGCGCGUUCAAAAGAUUGUUGACCGUCUGCGACGCUCCAAGGAGGAAGCUGAUGUAUAGCGGCCCUCCCCCCCCCUCACACAUGUUUUGUAUCAAUAGCUAACUAGUUUAAACGUCGAAUGUCCUUCACGCCGACC